AUGCGCGAUGGGCCUCGCCGUUCGAAUGGCCAUGGUCAUCGCGAUUAUGAUUCGUCCUGUAGACGUCAGGCGAAGAUCUGCAGGGGACCGGACUAUGGUGGUGCCGAUCGCAAAGCGUCCUGUGGCUUUUCGUCGUCCAUCAGUGGCCCAUCGGCAUUCCCCAGUGACCUCAUCGGAUGA
This is a messenger RNA of Penicillium brevicompactum, 180 nucleotides long. RefSeq lists its product as uncharacterized. NCBI's taxonomy places the organism in Eukaryota, Fungi, Ascomycota, Eurotiomycetes, Eurotiales, Aspergillaceae. The transcript has a single exon. The record is from RefSeq and is a predicted model, not a curated record. Bases 1 to 180 code for a protein of 59 amino acids.